Molecule: messenger RNA, 297 nt
Organism: Diversispora eburnea
Lineage: Eukaryota; Fungi; Glomeromycota; Glomeromycetes; Diversisporales; Diversisporaceae
Source: the annotation of a GenBank genome assembly
AUGGUACAGAAAGGCAAUAUCGAAGUAGUAGAUAUGUUACUUCGUAAUCUUUGUCAUCAUGAUCUACUGUUUGGUGGAAAAAUUUUCAUUAGUAUAGGAGAUUUUUAUCAAGUUGUUCCAGUAAUUCCAUAUGUUCUUGAUAUGGAAUAUUUACGACUUAUAGAUGAUAUUGGUAACAGUAUUAAUGGAGAAAAUAUUUCAUUAUCCUUAUUAACUACAACACACAAAUUAGAUGAUACAAUUGAUUUUAUCUUUCCCACAUCUAUAUUAAACAACUCAAUUGCAUUUCUCCAAUGA